GUCAAGAUUCUUCCGGGCUAAAAUAUGAUUGCGUCCAACAAUUAGGUUAUUUAUUAUGAAGGCACUUGUUCAUCUAAUGUAGUAUUCCAUUGCGAGCGUUGACUUGAUUCGAAACUAAACUGUGAAAAAAAUGCAGCAGCCUUGGCGUAGCGAAAAGUCAUCAAGUCAGAGAUGCUAGUAUUUCGUGAUUGCCGUGCAAGUAAUGCAAAUGAAAUGACUUUUCUUUCGCUCUUGGUUUACGUGGGCUUAAUAUACUCCUACCGGACACGAAUAUUAAAUCUUAAAUCUCACCCAAAAAAUGAAGGCCGAGGGGACUCCAACAGAAACCGAAGCUUCGCCCAGCACACGGUUGCAAACUGUUCGCCUGUAAUUGGGAGGGAGAGGGACCCAUGGGUCGCCGGCACACCAUGGAUGACCGAAGAAAUGAAGAAGCGUCAUCGAUGAUCGAGCCAUCUGCAAUCCAUUUGGCGUGUCUGGAAGCUUCGCCAUCUCCGCCAGAAAGAAAGAAAGCCGGCACCCCAAAGUACCAACCCGGCGAAAAUGACAAGCUUGUUUAGCGAGUCGCCGUCACCGUCUCCCCACUUUCGGAGCCCGUUUCUAUCCACCAUUUCUUGACCAGCUAUAAGCUACCGGCUGCGCUACUCCGAGUCUGUCUACGUAUGACAGCUUUGUUUCUGCACUAAUUAAACCACAUUAUUAAGUUAUAAGCCGCCUAUAAAUAAACAAAAUUAACAGCUCAAAUAGUUGGCUUCAUUCCCUUGUCUUCUGUCUUCUCCAUCGUCUCCAAUUGAAAUCCUAAUCAAAUUUCUACUUGCCUUUGAUGACUUGACUAACUAAUACCGAUUACUUGUCAGACUUUAUUUCUAGACUUGAAUCCCUUGCUUGUAAGAUAGACUAUUUGAGUCAUGAGACAUGAAGAGGAGCAGCCCCGAAACCCAAAGCCUACAGGUCUCUCCCUCGCUCGCUCAUCCAAACGGUGCUUUUGUCCUCACCAACUCCCCUCUCCCAGAUUUUAAGCGCCAUUUCAAGCCCUCAGCAAGAUCGCGUAUCUUUUCUCUGCUUGCUUCCGCUUCGUCUCCGUCUCCCCCCUGAAAUAAAAAUUCCUCUGCAGCAGCAGCAGCAGCCCAUCUUUAAUGCAACACUCGCCAUGGUUACUCCCACGCAUCCACUUCAACCCAACCACUGCUCUGCUUCCUUCCUUCCUCCCCUGUUUCUGUUUGUUUCUUGAACCCAAACCCAGCUUGUGCCCCGUUCAAAAUCGGACUUUGCCGAGCGUCGCCAUGGGCGGGGAUUCGAGGUUCUCCCACUGACGCGGCUGGUCCGGCCGGUCAGCGACAGCGCGCGCCAUGGCCGAGGACCAUGGAUCGUCGCGGCACAUGUCGUCCAUGUCCAUGUCGCACAAGGAGCUGGGCGACGACGACGCGCGGGUGGUGCAUGUGGGCGACCCGGAGCGCACCAACGAGCGCCUCCAGUUCGCCGGGAACGCCGUGCGCACCGCCAAGUACUCGCCGCUCACCUUCCUGCCGCGGAACCUGUUCGAGCAGUUCCACCGCCUCGCCUACGUCUAUUUCCUCGUCAUCGCCGUGCUCAACCAGCUCCCCCAGCUCGCGGUCUUCGGCCGCGGGGCCUCCGUCAUGCCGCUCGCCUUCGUCCUCGCGGUGACCGCCGUCAAGGACGCGUACGAGGACUGGCGACGCCACCGCUCCGACCGCGCCGAGAAUAACCGCCUCGCCGCUGUCCUGUCCCCCGGCGCGGCCGCCCAAUUCGUCCCCACCGAGUGGAAGCACGUCCGCGUCGGCGACGUCGUGCGGGUCGGUGCCAACGAGUCGCCCCCGGCGGACAUGGUCCUCCUGGCCACCAGCGACACCACCGGCGUAGCCUACGUGCAGACGCUCAACCUUGACGGCGAGUCCAACCUAAAGACUCGCUACGCUAAGCAAGAGACGCUGACGACGCCGCUCGAGCAUCUCGCCGGCGCCGUCGUCAGGUGCGAGCGCCCGAACCGUAACAUUUACGGCUUCCAGGCCAACCUGGAGCUCCAGGGGGAGGGCCGCCGGAUACCGCUGGGCCCGUCCAACAUCGUGCUGCGCGGCUGCGACCUCAAGAACACGUCCUGGGCCGUGGGCGUGGUGGUCUACGCGGGGCGCGAGACCAAGGCGAUGCUGAACAACGCGGGCACGCCGACCAAACGCAGCCGCCUGGAGACGCACAUGAACCGCGAGACGCUCUUCCUCUCCGGCAUCCUCAUCGCGCUCUGCUCGGCCGUGGCCACGCUCUCGGGCGUGUGGCUGCGCACCCACCAGACCGACCUGGAGCUCGCGCAGUUCUUCCAUAAGAAGGACUACCUCAAGGUCGGCAAGGAGGACAACGAGAACUACAACUACUACGGCAUCGCGGCGCAGAUCGUGUUCAACUUCCUCAUGGCGGUCAUCGUGUUCCAGAUCAUGAUACCCAUCUCGCUCUACAUCUCCAUGGAGCUGGUGAGGCUCGGUCAGGCCUACUUCAUGAUCCGGGACGCCAAGCUGUACGACGCGUCGUCCGACUCGAGGUUCCAGUGCAGGGCUCUCAACAUCAACGAGGACCUGGGGCAGGUCAAGUGCGUCUUCUCCGAUAAGACCGGCACGCUGACGCAGAACAAGAUGGAGUUCCGGUGCGCGAGCAUCGACGGCGUCGAUUACAGCGACGUCGCACGGCAGCGACCUGUCGAGGGCGAGCCGGCUUGGGCGCCAAAGGUGCCGGUGAAGGUCGACAGAGAGGUGAUGGAGCUGGUGAGGAACGGGGGUGCUACAGAGCAAGGGAUGAACGCCGGCGAGUUCUUUCUUGCCCUGGCAACGUGCAACACCAUUGUUCCUUUGAUCCUUGAUGAUGGCCCUGACCCAAAGAAGAAGGUGAUUGACUACCAAGGCGAGUCGCCGGACGAGCAGGCGUUGGUUUCUGCCGCCGCGGCCUAUGGCUUUGUGCUCGUGGAGCGAAGCUCCGGGCACAUUGUCAUUGACGUCCUUGGUCAGAAGCAGAGGUUUGACGUCCUUGGUCUUCAUGAGUUUGACAGCGACCGCAAGAGGAUGUCAGUUAUAAUUGGCUGCCCGGACAAGACUAUCAAGCUGUUUGUAAAAGGUGCAGAUAGUUCCAUGUUUGGAAUCAUCGACAAAACACUGAAUCCAGAUGUUGUCCAGGCAACUGAGAAACAUCUCCAUUCAUAUUCGUCAGUCGGCCUGCGAACCCUCGUCAUCGGCGUGCGGGAACUUAGCCAGUCAGAGUUUCAGGAGUGGCAAAUGGCUUACGAGAAGGCUAGCACUGCAUUAUUAGGCAGAGGCAAUCUCCUACGCAGUGUGGCCGCCAACAUUGAAAGGAACAUGCGCCUGCUGGGAGCCUCCGGUGUCGAAGACAAGCUGCAAGAUGGAGUUCCUGAAGCAAUUGAAAAACUAAGGGAAGCAGGGAUUAAGGUUUGGGUUCUGACAGGUGACAAACAAGAAACUGCCAUCUCCAUUGGCUAUUCCUGCAAGCUUUUGACAAGGGACAUGACACAGAUUGUGAUCAACAGUAAUUCAAGAGAGUCGUGCAGAAAAAGUUUGGAUGAUGCAAUCUCCAUGGUAAACAAACUCCGGUCACUGUCUACAGACUCCCAAUCUAGAGUUCCCCUCGCUUUGAUCAUUGACGGUAACAGUCUCGUCUACAUUUUUGACACAGAACGGGAGGAGAAGCUUUUUGAAGUCGCGAUAGCAUGCGAUGUUGUUCUAUGUUGUCGAGUGGCUCCUCUACAGAAGGCUGGGAUUGUUGAUUUAAUAAAGAAGCGAACAAGUGACAUGACUCUAGCUAUUGGAGAUGGUGCAAAUGAUGUAUCCAUGAUCCAAAUGGCCGAUGUUGGCAUUGGCAUCAGUGGUCAAGAAGGAAGGCAAGCUGUGAUGGCUUCAGAUUUUGCCAUGGGGCAAUUUAGAUUUUUGGUCCCACUGUUGUUAGUUCAUGGCCACUGGAACUACCAGAGAAUGAGCUACAUGAUCCUAUACAACUUUUACAGAAAUGCUACUUUUGUCUUUGUGCUUUUCUGGUAUGUACUUUACACUGGUUAUACCCUGUCAACAGCAAUAAAUGAGUGGAGCAGUGUGUUAUACUCUGUGGUCUAUACCUCUGCGCCGACUGUCAUUGUCGCCAUUCUCGACAAGGAUCUGAGUCGAAGGACAUUGCUGAAAUAUCCCCAACUCUACGGUGCGGGGCAGCGCGAGGAGAGUUACAACCUAAGACUGUUCAUUUUCAUCAUGGUGGACUCCGUUUGGCAGAGCCUCGCAGUUUUCUUCAUCCCUUACGCCGCAUACAAAAACAGCGCAAUCGACAGCGCUAGCCUGGGAGACCUGUGGACACUGUCUGUUGUCAUUCUUGUCAACAUUCACCUUGCCAUGGAUGUCAUCAGAUGGACUUGGAUCACUCAUGCAGCAAUAUGGGGCAGUAUUGUGGCGACAUGGAUUUGCGUCAUCAUCAUAGACUCCAUACCCACCUUGCCCGGUUUCUGGGCAAUCUACGAGGUGAUGGGAACUGCAUUGUUCUGGGCGUUGCUUCUUGCGGUGAUUGUGGUUGGAAUGAUCCCUCAUUUUGCCGCAAAGGCCAUCAGGGAACAUUUCAUGCCCAAUGACAUCCAGAUUGCCAGAGAGAUGGAGAAGUCACAAGAUUCUCGUGAUGUUAAUCAUCCAGAAGUCCAGAUGAGUACAUCCACUCGAGCUUAGGAGUAGGGGAUCUUUGUUCAUUCGCGUAGGCUAGAGUUACACCUUUCUCUUUCUGAAGAAAUUACACCUUUUCCUUGGUUCUUUUUGUUGUGUGUAUAUAAAGCAAUUCUUUCGGCAGUGAGCAUGCUUCUUGUUGCUUGCUACCCUGUCAACUAUCCAAAGGAUAGAUUUCUUGUAGCCAUGCUGUGCAUCCGCCUGCAUUUUUUGUUGUUAAUUUAUAUGAAAAGAAUCGUACAGGAGUUAACUGUACA
Triticum dicoccoides is the source of this 4966-nucleotide messenger RNA. Its product is annotated as phospholipid-transporting ATPase 1-like. NCBI's taxonomy places the organism in Eukaryota, Viridiplantae, Streptophyta, Magnoliopsida, Poales, Poaceae. Gene Ontology annotation, biological process: phospholipid translocation. Bases 1347 to 4715 code for a protein of 1122 amino acids. The transcript has 7 exons. Gene Ontology annotation, molecular function: ATP hydrolysis activity; ATPase-coupled intramembrane lipid carrier activity; magnesium ion binding. The record is from RefSeq and is a predicted model, not a curated record. Gene Ontology annotation, cellular component: plasma membrane.